Molecule: messenger RNA, 3234 nt
Organism: Penaeus vannamei (Pacific white shrimp)
Lineage: Eukaryota; Metazoa; Arthropoda; Malacostraca; Decapoda; Penaeidae
Source: RefSeq, a predicted model, not a curated record
GCCCCUCUAUGACGAACGCUCAUAUCCGAAGGGGCGAAGCGGGGUCGACGUCGUGGACCGGGACCCGAGGCACCUCACUCACGAGCCUGGCGAGGGAGCAGGAUGACCUUCUGGCAGGAGAACUACGGUUUCGUUAAGGAGGUUUAUGACUUCCGGUGCUCCAAGUACCUGGAAUGGAUGGACAACAUCGAAGCCAUCAUCGGCAAGGUGAUGGCCAACACCCAAUACACCGCCAAGGAGUUUAAGAUCAUCAAGGACACGUUCACUUCUCUCUGCCGCGACCUGGACAAGGAGGGCACGAAGGCAUGGCUGGACAUGAUGCUGGAGAAGCUAUCGACCCACAGCAGCGAGAACGAGGAGAACCUGUCAGGGCGCGACAAGGCCAUGAAGGCGCAGGAGAAGAAGAAGCUCGAGGCCAUGAUUGAACGCCACAAGGGGCUCAUGGGUCCUACCAUGGAGGCACAGAGUAAGGUCGACCAUUACUCAGAGUGCUACGCCUUUGGUGACGACAUUCACCCCGUCAUGAAGGUGCUAAACGAACAGCGCCAUCUGUCCAUGAAGGAGAUCCAUCCUCACAACAUGGACAUGUGUGAGGAGCAGAUCGACAAGCAGGAGAAGGUCCUCCGCACCAUCGAGAACCAGGCGCCCAUCUACAACGAGCUGAUGAAACGCGGAGCCAAGCUGAAGUCCAACCCCAACGCCCCCUCCUUCCUGGAGCGCGAGAUCGCCAAGCUGGAGGAGACGUGGAAGGACACCAACGAGAAGGCUCAGCUACGUAUUGAACUACUCAAUGGCACAUACAAGGACUGGGAGGUGUACGAGCAGCAGCGCCAGGCCAUCAUGGCUCCUCUGGACACCUUGGAGGACCAGUUCAAGACCUACAAGAAGAUCUACGACCCCAAGAAGGGAUCAGACUGGCUUGAGAGGAAGAAGAAGAAGGCCGAGGAGAACAAGAAGGUCGCCCUCGAGAUCUACGAAGUGAUCAAGAAGUGCUUCGCCACCAUCAUUGCUCUCGCCGGUGAAGACAAGAGGGAGUUCAUGGAGAAGGAGAUCAUCGACAUCGACGAGAAGAAACAGAUUGUCGACAAGGUGGACAAGGCACUCACUGACCUCACCGAGUUCAACCAGAGGCUCCAUAAGAUGGUCAGUCAGCUGGCGGAACUCAGAGCCUGGAUGACUCCGGCCGGCGAGAAGCUCAACUUCAUCACCACCUCCGUUGACCUGUCGCCUGAAGACCGUGUCAAGGAAAUCUUCGACCUCCAGGGACAGGUGAACGAAAGGCUGCCACUCUUGGAACCCUUGGAAGCAGAAGUCCACGCGCUUUUGGACGUUCCCGCUGUUGACGGAGAAGAGGAAGAAGGCCAGACCAACGAGACGGCGCUCGGACACCUGCGCGAGUUCGAGACCAUCAAAGACACCAUCAACGAACUCCACGACAGGAUCGAAAUCGAAGCCGGAUCCAUCACGCAGGACCAGAAAUACUUCGCCGACUACCUCCACGGCGUCAAGAACUUCAAGCCGUGGAUGGAGGACGCCGAGAACGUGGCCAAGACCCCCUUGCAGAAGCCCGAGAAGCUGGAGGAGGCCCUGGCGUUGCUGGAGACGGUCAAGACCUUCGAAACCGCCUGCCAGGAGAACAGGUCUAAGCUGGACGCGGCGGCCGAGUCGAGGUCCCUCAUGGAGAAGUGCACGAAGGAGGACAACGAGGUCGAGACGCUCAACAACCGCUGGGAGGUCGUGAAGAAGACGGCCGACGAGCGAGUCAAAAAGGUCCAAGAGCUCUGCGACACGUGGUCCGCCCUCACCAACGUGACGGAGAACCUGACGAAGACGAUCACGGACAUCCCAGGCUCGACGAUGCCUGACGUGGCCACACUCGAAGGCAUCUUCAAGGAAUUCAAGGAAAUCAACGACAAGAAGGUCAAGCUCCUGGCCGUGGUCUAAGAUGGAAUCCUUACUGCUGCUGCGACAUCUUUUUUUUUUACGUUCUGAGGAAGGAUCGAGAAAGAAUGAUGGAUUUGUUUAAGGUUAUAUAUAUAAAGAGAGAAGAGAGAGAGAAAUACGAACGGAUGAGUUUCUGUUUUUUUUUCUUUUUAAGUAUUAUUUAAGGACGUAUUUUAAGGGACAGGAUGGGAAGUCUUGGGAGUCUUUGAGAGAGACGGAGAGAAGACGAAUGAAGAGAAGACAAGAAGACGCAAAAAAUCUACAAAAAUAUAAACAAAAACAAGCGAUAGAGUUCUCUCUUCCCCAUCCUGUGACGUCAGAGAGCGAACGAAAAGACAAGAAAAAGACAGACGUGAAUAAAACGAUACAAAAACAAUAACAAAAACAGAAUGAAGAGAUGUGAAGUCUCUCGCGAAGUCAGACGUCUCUGGAACGUUGACUUCGAAAUGUCUCUCUUUACUUAUCUAUCAUGCACCGAGAAAUGAUUGGCUUUCGUCCGUUUUUUACUCAAAGGAAUUCAUGCUUCAUGAAUAAUGCCUUUGUCCCAUGCAUGACAUUUUGUGCAUAGGGUAACAAAGGACACGAUUCAGUUUCAUACAAUUAUUAAAAAAAAAAAACAUUUUAAGGUUUCUUUCUUAUCAAGUAAAGUCGAUAUCUUUAAAGGGGUUUGACUUUUCUUUGUUUUCAAAUAUAUACAACACGUUACUUUAUUCUUAUCCAAUCAAAAGCGGAUAGAAGAAAAAGUAUUCAAUUAUUGGAUCCCUGCACAUUUAAACGAGUUUGAUGUGACUUCAUACAGAAAAUAAUAAAAAGCAAAGCUACUCUUGUGGCAGAUAAAAAAAAUCAUAUAUAUUUUUACAUUUCAUGCUCGUCUCGAAUUCGAAAAAACCCUCCGCGUAAAACCUUUAUUUUACUCAGAAAAUAAUCGUUUCUAUUGAACAUCUAAAGGGACCAGUUCCAGUAAAACCCCUUUCAUGAUUUUAUUUCCUUUAUUUCUUUUUCUUUUGAUUUCUAAAAUCGAAAAAAAAUAGGUGAUAGAUAAAAAAACAAAUCUACCGACGACUCUUAAACGAUGAAUUACCAGUUUUAUUUGAAUAAAAGUUACUAUGUAUUGCGACAAAAGAAGGUGAUCAAGUCGACAGGAUAAUACCUUUUGCAAUUUUUAUUUUGCAAGUAGGAUGUAGAUUUAUAUGUAUAGAGAAUAGGAAUACUUUUGUAGAAGUAGCGGCACUUUCCUGUAUUAUCCUGAAUAUCGAUUUAAUAAAGCACUUUCUUUCCCAAGAAAUAAAA